Cloeon dipterum is the source of this 2497-nucleotide messenger RNA. RefSeq lists its product as uncharacterized. The transcript is spliced from 6 exons. The record is from RefSeq and is a predicted model, not a curated record. The coding region runs from base 317 to 802 and encodes 161 amino acids. Lineage: Eukaryota; Metazoa; Arthropoda; Insecta; Ephemeroptera; Baetidae.
CCAGCGAUGACGCGAUAGCGGCAGGUACGCCAGGUAUGGAUAUGGCCGGUCCGUUUGGGCGGCAGGCGGGCGGGAGGAGCGUUACGUCAGUGACCCAGAUCGGGACGCACUCUGGCGGUCCGAGCCUCUUUCGUCCGCCGCACCUCACCACCACCACCAGCACCAGCCAAGCCGAAGCGAAGCCAGUCUGUCAGUACUAAGUGCUCCUAACAGGCGGCCCCUCUACUGCCGCGGCAUACCUGAUUGUGAGCUACCUGGACGCAGGGCGAAUCAACCAACCCCUUUUUCUCGUGGAUUUCCAUUACAACAGGCAAAGAUGACUUGGCUGGACUCGUGCUGCUGCUGCUUCUCGCUACGCUCUGGUACCAUAUUGAGCGGCAUCCUCGGCAUGAUUGUUGGAUUCAUUUCGAUGGUCAUGGUGUUGCUGACCGAGGUGAAAAUGCAGACCAUAAUCAUCGAUACCCUCUCUCCUGAAAUUGUGCGCAUCAUUCUGGCCAUAAACCUCGCAAUGACGAUCUUGAUCUCGUUGGUGCUCAUCCUCGGCGCCAUCUGGCAAAACAAGUACCUGCUGCUGCCGUGGGUGGUGCUCGGCCUCAUGCUGGUCAUCGGCUUGGUCAUCUCCAUUAUCUACACGGCCAUCCGCUUCUACAUCUGGGGCGACGCCAUCACCGGCACCAUUUACCUGGUGGCGGGGCUCAUCGGCAACGGCAUCUUCUUCUACUUGUGGCUCGUCGUCUUCAGUUACUACCAACUGCUGAAGGAGGAGGGUGGCCACGGAUUCUACGCCAAGACGCGCUACUGAUUGCGAGGCCCGCCCGAGGGGAGACUCCAGCCAGCCGCAAAUCAAAAUGUGCCUUUGUCGUCGGAUUAAUUAAUAUUCGCAGCAGCCAUAUACCGUCACUUAUACUUAAUUAAUUACGGGAUUUCGUCGCCGGGGACAAAGCGGGUGGAUGAGAUAAAUGUAUGUAUGUAUGCUCGGCUCUCUCUCACGCAACAAUAGUGCGUGCAACUUUGCACGAGAUGUAAUCCAUUAUAUGACGAGAGGGAGAGAGUCUCCUUCUGUGCGCAACUCUUUCUCACGCAUUUUCACUCAAAAGACGAGUUCUGCACUUCAGACGUUAUAACAAAUGAGGGUCAUUUAUUCGCUCGAAUGUUUCAUUUCGCGCGCUCUCUGCGGCUUCCAGCCUGCGUCCGUACUUUCUGGCAAACGAAAUGCGUGAGCCGCUCUUUGCGGUUGCCAGCGCAAAAGCACAUAGUUUUGAGAGCUAGGCGCUUGCAGAAAUGCGCGCACAGUGACAGCCUUUUUGUCUUCAAGUAAAUGGCCCCUUUGGAAUGUACCACGUUCACUUGCCAAUGCCACGAUUAAGUGUUUUGUAUCAAUUUAACAUCAAUGAAAUUAAUCAUUUUCUAGAAAUUUCACCCAAAUUUUCUGGACAGUGCGUGAAUUUUUCAAAUCUAACAAAAUGUAAAAAUAUUUCCUUAAAUUCCAAAACAAAUCCAUUUUUUCAAUAAGUUCUUUUCUUAACUCUCAGUACGAAUUUUGGCGGUUUUUAUAUUUUUUUGUGGAUUUAGUUAUUUUUAUCGCGGCCCUAUUUAUUAAUUCAUAUCCCACUUUUUAAAAGCUGCGAUUCUGCCCAUCACUAUCAAUGCAGGUUACUGUCAUUUCCGCACGAAUGAACGCGCAAAAAAUUCAACGCGCAGAUAAAUUAUUUUCCUCUAAAAAUCACUAAAUCGAUAAGAGAGAGAGAGAGCGUGAUGCAGCGUUCAAUUCCCCGUUGAAUUAUGGAUAUAUUCAUGAAUAUUUUCUAGCCCCGCGCGGUAAUAAGCCCCGAUUCCGAAUAUAUAUGUUUGCAAUUAAUGCAUCUUUCAUGUUCGGGGCGAGCGGAAAGUGACACCGUUUGGUCCACUUAAUUUGCAAAUCCGCCCUCGUAGCGCGUUAGUUAUUCGCAGCGAAAUGCCGUGGGAGCUUUAAAUUAUUCUCGUCUCGUCCUGUGGAGCAGAAUUUGCAAAGUGGCCCCAGGGACUCGGUGACGAAAUCAGGAAACAAAAGCUGCGCGCGACAAACAGGACGCAAUCUUUGGAAUUCAAAACCCUUCUUGCGCUGGCAAAUCCCAUUUCAACUUUAUUAAUCAAGGACGUGAAUAGGUACAAACAAACACAAAAUACUGUAGCACUCGCUUUAUUCUCUCUUGUCUGUCUCCGCGCGUUGGCUGGAAAGUCGAAGCAGGCUGAAAAAAACAGAGCGUAUACUCUCUACUCUCUCUUUCCAUCACGUUGUCUUUUUACUAACCAACUCCGAGCGGGCGUUUUAUUAUUUUUAUUGAGCUAUUUUUAUUAUUAUUUUCACUGCUCUCAUGCCAUGAAUUAUGUUUUCAAAGUAUGUAUUUUUAGCUUGGCGUUUACAAAGGAGAGAGAAAAGAACACAGUGUAUGGAUGUUUACUUAUAUUAAGUACGCUGCCAUGACUCACAAAAUAAAUAUUUAACUUAAACCCUCAA